Haemonchus placei is the source of this 1161-nucleotide messenger RNA. Lineage: Eukaryota; Metazoa; Nematoda; Chromadorea; Rhabditida; Trichostrongylidae. The record is from the annotation of a GenBank genome assembly.
AUGAAAAAACGACGAAAGCAUGGCCAGCCAGAAGAACGCGUCUCAUUCGAUGUAUCCACAAGUUGGGAUGAUUCAAAUGCUAACGAUCCUUUCUCAAACGAAAGUGUUCUUCUCAAAAGCCAUAGGAUGAAGCGUACUCUUUCCCAACCCUUUGUAGAAGAUUCGGAUCAUUCCUUGAAAGAGUGUUUUGCAACGGACUUUUCUGACAUAUUCUGUGGCAACAGCUCUGCUUCAACAGUUGAAAUCGAUACAUGUUGUUCUGAAACCAUUCCAUCCGACCUCAGGCUGGGCACAAAGUUGAGAGUUAUAACUAGAAAACCCUAUAUGUGGAUGCGAGAUACUUCAAAUUCAGGAGUGGUCCCCGUUCGUGUUACUGGUCAGCAGAGGCACGAAGGACUGCAAUUGUUCCUGAAACUUGUUGGCACGGAUGACGGAAUGCUUCGAUCAACUUUUUUUGUCCUGGAAGAAAGGCGAUCGCAGAAGUUUCUACAUGUCAUGUUCAUCAUUUACCGUCCUAUUUACGAAAGCGUUGAAUUCGAAGUUCUGCGACGUAAGACUCGUUCUAGAGCCAGGACAUCCGCGUCUUUUAAGUUCUCCACCGAUGGAGAUUCAAGGUUGGAUUUUGACUGGCAAGGUGUUACCCAAAGUCAACCGCCACCCUUUUCUAACGAACGGAAAUCCCCGGAUAAUUCAGAGGAUAAGGAAAAUACAACAAACGGGAGUGAUUCGGACAGGAGUCCAGAAAAAGCUGAUUCGUCUGGGGAUCACGAAUGGCUAGAGACUAUCGGAAUGUCACCGAGAAAAUCUGCAAAGCUUAAGCGAUAUAAAUCGCUCGGAUCUUCAUCAAAUUUAGCUGAUGUUGGUCAGUCGAAACUGGAUUUCGAAGAAGUAGCGGCGGUACUGGUUAAGAAAUCAUCCCAAGUCAUACGGCGGAAAGAAGUUGAGUAUGUGCUCGAGCUUGAUGGAGGACCAGCAAUGCCUCACUGUAUCCCUCUGAUUGUUGAACUUCUCCGUCGAACAGGGCUAUGCAAAGAUGAUGCUGCAAUUAUUCGCAUUUCCGAUCGUGCGCACUGUAAUGGGAUUAACGAGGCUGAUCUUGGACUAUGUGACUGGAAUGAGAUACGCGUCAGUGAUGAGAAAAUUGAGUGGGAUAAGCUCUAA